Molecule: messenger RNA, 687 nt
Organism: Suillus paluster
Lineage: Eukaryota; Fungi; Basidiomycota; Agaricomycetes; Boletales; Suillaceae
Exons: 2
Coding region: 1-687 (228 amino acids)
Source: RefSeq, a predicted model, not a curated record
AUGACCACUGGAGCUGCGCAUGGGUGGCGUUGUCACCGUGUGAGUGGAUCCAAGGUGCAUCAACCAUUGCACUACAUUCAAUCAAUCAGACUUUUCGGUGCUGCCGAUGGUUUCAAUACAGAACUUCCUGAUCAUCUGCAUAUUGACUUUGCUAAGAGCCUGGACAGCUGCCCAAUAUUCUGGCAGUUGUCUUACCUCGAUUGGCUUUCACUACAAUCUCAAGCCAACAGUACAGAAGGUGAAUGUGAUUAUGACUCUGACUUGGAUGCGGAGAAUGAAGACCUUGUCGACUCGGACUUGGCUCCUGCCGUGUCAAGCGCAUGGGAGAUUGUUCACAUCCUUGCUAAGACACCCAUGCACCCCCGACAAUCCAUUCAACACAUUGAAACUAUACAUGGUGCCACUGAUUUUUUACUGGCACUCAAGUCAUUUUUAUACAACCACUUGCCACACAAUCACAUCGUGCCUGGUCCUCAAGAUCAUUUCGAUGUUUUCUGUCAAGUCAUUAUUAUCUCGCCUCCCAACUCUCGUGUUUCGGAGUCCCUGAAGCGCCUGUGUGUCCGGGUGACACCCGAAGUAGUUCCUUCUGCUUCUGGACGGAAGCCUGGGUCUCCAGCACGAUUCAACAUGGCCUUGGUGACUGAUGGUAUCUGGGCAUCAAGGUUGCGAAGUCUUGAUGGUAUGUAG